AUGUUCUACCGAGUCCUUUGCCUUUUGAUUAUUCUCCAUGCAACUAAUGCUCGUUUGCUUCGCGCUCGAGUAGCUCCUAGAGCAGUGGGUCAUGUUGCGAAGCGCGGCAACGCAUAUGGCGAUGAGGCGGUUACUCCACCAAUGACCGGUGCCUCCUUCGUCCAAGAGCCUGUGGAAGAGCAGACAGUUGCUACAGUGGCUCAGGCGCCGGUACAGGAACCGUCUGUAGAAGCGAGUGGGUAUCGUAAGAAAAGGACCACUUUCGAGGUUCUCCAUAAGCGACUUCCAAAGGUCUGA
Molecule: messenger RNA, 297 nt
Organism: Haemonchus placei
Lineage: Eukaryota; Metazoa; Nematoda; Chromadorea; Rhabditida; Trichostrongylidae
Source: the annotation of a GenBank genome assembly